Molecule: messenger RNA, 2907 nt
Organism: Dujonia railenensis
Lineage: Eukaryota; Fungi; Ascomycota; Pichiomycetes; Serinales; Debaryomycetaceae
Source: the annotation of a GenBank genome assembly
AUGGAAGACAACGUCUCUUCUGCAGAAGCAUACGACGACUUGACGUCGUUGUUUUUACCGGACAUUCUUCACACCAACAAUGCUGGUGGAUCAACUGGUGGGGCCGUUGUUGGUGCAGGCUCCAACCUCAGUAACUCCAGUAAUGAAAGCAACACACCAAACUCAAACACCAAUGCCCAAAGAAUUCGUCAAGAAUUGCCAUCGCCUUUUGCAAAUUCCUCGAUGAACUCCAUGGGGAUGAAAAUGUAUGAUAUGAACACCCAGCCAUAUAACUUCGGCACUCCCUUGAGGCAAGACGAAUUGACUUCGUUCAAUAAUUUCAUCACCAACAACGAUUUCAUAUCCAACAGCAACAACGAAUUGCCCUACAAUAACAAUGCUUUCACCAACUACAAUAGUGGUAUGAACAAUAACAACAACAACAACAACAACAACAACAACAACAACAACAACAACAACAACAACAGUAAUAGUAGUAACAAUAACAGCAAUGAUAACAACUCCUCGAAUAGCGGUAGUAACCCACUUGGACAUAAUACCAACAUGGUUGGAAUGGUAGGAGGAGGAGCAGGAGGAUCCUUUCAGGCUCCCUCCAGUCAUAUAAAUGGUAAUAAUAUGGAAAAUGGACUAUUUAGCGCUAAUGUGGCAGAAGGAAGUAUGGGACAUGGCAAUAUCUAUUCCAACAGCCACGGUUUUCCUUUGAGUAACAGCAACAGCAGCAGCAAUAUCAUGAACAGUAACAUUGGCAAUAACAUAAAUCACAACAAUAAUAAUAGCAACAGCGGCCCCAAUCAUAAUAACAAUGCCAAUAAUAACAAUAUGGCCAACAACACAAACAACUCUGGAUUGGAUGGACCUAACGGGAAUACUCCUAAUAUGCAGCUUAAUCCGUAUAUCAACCAUUAUGCUAACUUUAUGCCCAUAGAGGCCGCCGCUUCUGCGGCAGUACAGCAACAGCGUCAGCACAUGUACCCAAUACCCCCACAGCAGACUUUCAACCCUGACCUAGCUUGGUUUGGUAAUAAUCAAUUUGAACAGCAAUAUAUAGAGAAGCCUCUCGUUGGAAACACAAAGGUGAAAGCCGAACCUGCUGAUCAACCGCAAGAACUGCAGAUGUCGAUAGAAAAAGAUGAUGGCACUCAUGUCAAAUCUGAAGACUCGAAGAAAAAGAAAGGUGAUAAUAAGAAGCUCAAGCAAGGUCUGCUGCAGGGUCUGCUGUCUAUAGACACCCUCAAGUCGGCUCCAGGAAAAUUGUCAAAACGAUUAGGAGGGAAAUUGACCAGACUUCUUGAUUUUAAACCGCCUCCUGUUCAGACUGGUUCCGAGUACAAGAUUAUAGAUUCAGAUAAUAAUGAAAUAACCGUUGAUCUCUCUGGAUUUUUGAAUGGGAGGUUCUAUACAAAUGAAGUCGACAAUAGAAAUUAUUACAGGAUUAAUGUUAGUAACGAAGAACCUGUGGGGGAAGAAGCAACUGGCGAUGCUUCAAGUGAAAGGAAAGGUGGCAAUUCCAAAACUGGUGGUGCAGAGAUUGGCGGUCUUGGAAACAAUUCCACCGGUGAAGUUUUAGCUAGAGACCAACCUCCUAAGAUUCUUUCCUGUUAUCGUCGUAACUUCAUCCAACUUUCCCUUAACUUAAAUCUUUCUGGGUUUAAUUCCAAAAGUAGUAAAGUGUUGAAGCUACAGACAUCAAAGUUUGGCUAUUCUGUGACUAGAGUAAUCAAAUGGUUUAAAAUUGACAUUUUGGCAAAUACCAAUUUUUCUAAUAUUGAAAAUGUGCCGAUGACGAUACAUCUUGACAAAAAGGAUAAGGCAAAAAAGAUGAAGAAAGAUGAACCCCAAAACGUAAAGCAGGAUUUUAAUAUGGAGUGGUUUUCAAAUCAAGAAAAUAUUAUCCAUCUAAAUGAUGCAGAAGCGACUCCAAUAUCUAAAGAUGUGAACUCAAAGAAAGAAAUUGACAAGUACUACGCAGUGAAAAAGCUUCAAUUCAAAAGUGCCACACCAAACAACGGGAAACUCUCGUUUCAGAAUUAUUAUAACCUUAUUAUAAGACUUUCUGCUGUAGUCGCUGAUCCGUACUAUGAUGACUAUGUUGAUGAAUUCUCACAACUGGCCGGGCAGAACAAUGGUGCUAAUAAUAACGAAGUAGCGUUAGUUGAUUUGGUGAGCGAGCCAAUGAUUGUAAGAGGUAGAAAUCCUUCUUUCUACGGUGAGAGAAAUGAUAUAUUGAUCAAGUCCAGAUCAACAAAUUCGAGAGAGAGUUUCAAGUUGGCAUCUCAUUUAAAUCGUUCGUUAAAGCUGCAUUCGAAGGCUGGGCCACUCUCAUCAUCGGAUACAUUCAAACCUUUAACAGAAGCUAGUGAAAAUAUCAGAGUCGAAGGUUUGGAAGACGCAGACUUUGCUGACGAUCCAUUUGAAAAUGAGGAUGCUGAGGAAGAUGUCGAAGAAGUCGAAGAAGUCGACGACGCUGAGCCUGCCUAUGACUGGGAAGAAGAUGACUCUUCUGAUAGUGAAACGGAUAGUAAACCUAAAUCUAUGAUUCAACCGUAUUCCAAUCAAGAGAAUUCAGACAAAUCAAUACCCCCGAUUGUGUACAGUGCCACAUCCUCUUCUUCCAUCAAUCUCAAGUCUAUGUUAAACACAAGUACUGACUCAAACAACAGCAAUGAUGGGAGUGCUAAAUUAGACAGACUUGUUCCAUCGAAGAAGGCACUGAAGUCCCGUUACAAGUAUUUUCCUGUUUCCAAUGUAUAUUACCUUCCACCUAUAAAUGUGGUGUAUUUCCCACACGGUGCUCACCAAACCAAAAAAGAAAUGGCAGACUCUAGAGAAUCAGAAAUAUCUGUUGAUGAUUCUGAGAAACCACAUUCUCCACAAAGACGAAAGAGUUCCAAUGUGUAUUUCAGGUAA